CCCAGUUUCAAUUCUGCACGGUAUAGCACGCACGAAAAAGGACGACAAGACUCUCUCCCAAGAGUCUCCAGCUUGUAGUUUGUACAUACAUCUUUCGCCCUUUUUCCCUCCUCGGUAGCAUCACGUUGCCCAUUUUGGGCCCUACAUUCUUGCCCUCCAAUUCCUCACAGUCUGCGAUUUCCGUCCAACAUCCUUGAGUACUAACUAGUGUACCGCGGACGGGGAUACCUGCUACCUGUGGCCUGAGCCCAAUUCGACUUCAACACCAAACAAGAAAGGGUCGGUAUCAACACAUCAACUGCCCAUCUCCUGCGGUCAACCUACCUAUUCGAUAACUACUCCGGGUCUUUACCCCCCCGGGCACCUGAUUACUCACUUACCGGAUAUCGUGACGGCCCGGGUAUAACCUGACUGCCAAAAACGCCCGCCAACCCUGAACCCAAGGCUGGAAACGUGGAACCUCAAUUCACCUUUACCCCAUACCUCACCUCCACUAAUCAUCCCAUGUCUACCAGUGCUUGCGUGUAUACACAUGGGAUAUUGUGCUAGCACCAAAUAGCACCGGGCCUACAGCAGCAAAAUACUACGACACGCCACGAUUCCAAGGUCCUCCAAGGUCCCCUCCUGUCGGUCCCCGUCCCCCGAUUCCCCGGACCAUCUCCCUAUCGUCACCUUUCGCCAGGUCGCGCGUCGGCGCUGCGCCUGCUACACCACUAACCAAAUCUUCGUCCCGGUCGCCCAUGUGACCUUUCUAGGUUCACCUGCUUGGGCCUGUUUUCGCUCUCUUGGUUUCCGAAUCCUGUCUCUUUCUUCUUUGGAAAGGUUCGGUUGGUAGCGGAUAUUCCUUCAGUCCUUUCAAGAGGUUCACGAUAAGGUAUCCCCCCUCCCAUCCGUCCUGUCCUUUGACCAUCAACACCCAAAGCGCGGGAACGAACGACGGGGAGCCUGCAAUCCUGCUGGAGAUUCAGGAAAAAUUGUGGCCUAGCUCGAAUGUCAAAUGCGUCUUUGCGCGCCUUUCGCCAACAGCAGCAUCACGAUCACCACCACUCCAUCCCCCAAAAGCUGCCUGCUGGUGUCUCACUCCAGCCUCCAGUUCAGCGUCUACCCCUACCCUUGAUACUAUCGAGGUUUCCGUGUCUACGUCUAGGUUUUAUAGUCGUAGAUCGCAAAGUCGCAAGUCACAUUCGUUUUUUGUUGCGUACAGUAUCACUGCACUUCCAAUUUUGGCUCCCCAGCUCACCCACUCCGCGUCGGUCACCACCGAGAGGACGUAUAUCGAGGAAUAGCUUUCUGUGUCGUGUAUCUCAGAUCCUGCGUUCGUAUCAGACAUAUCACUUUCCCCGCUGGGUAUUCCCCCCCGGCUUGGGUGGCUUGGUGGAUCGCCAGGCGCAACGUCCAGUCCAGUCCCGUCCAGUCUUCUCAGGCUCUCCAGCCGCAGCGCCGUGCCGGUUGGGAGCGAGCAAGCAAGCAAGCACCGGCAGCAUUCAUACUGAGACGACGACCGUAACCGACCCCGUCCCUACUGGAGCAUCUUCUCCCUGCCGGUGGAAAUAAUGCAUCCGUCCUUCCUGACCUCCGGCAUUAUCGAUCUGCUCGAGGCCGACCAGCGCCCGUCCUUCAUCGUCGCCCUAACCCCGCACCCGCCCACCAUCGUCUACACGAAUCCCGCUCUCGAUGCAGACGCCCGCCUCCCGGACGCCAUCACCACCCGCAAGCGCAACAAUGUCCAGCUAUGGGAAUGGCUUACAGACCUGUCCGAUGUCUGCCCCAGUGGCACCGGCCAGGCAGCUGCCAACUUCUCCUUCAUGAACAUUUACUGGACCCGUACCAUCGUUCGCCCUGACAUGGUCGUUGUGGGCGCAAAUGACCAACCGCCCUUCUCUGAACCACCGUCACAAAGUCGAGUCGACGAAGCCUCGCCUGUCGGAAGCACGGUCCCUCCCCCGGUGCGCCUGAUUCCUGUCAAGGAUGAUGCGCCCGAGUCUAUCCAGACGUCUGCUGCUACCACGGCUAGUACCACCACCACCGCGGCUACCCUUGCAGUACCAUCCUUAACAUCCUCGAUGAGCCUGGCACCUCCCGACUACACAUCACUUAGCCGGACCAGAUCUGGACCGCCAACUCUUCCUUUGGGCUCGGCCGAGUACCCACUGGCUUCCCCAGAGAUGAUCCAAUCUCUCAAGCGCUCGACUACGGACCCGGGUUGGAUUCUACCAGAUAUUUUACCAGAAACACGGUCAUUUCUCGAAGUGAUACACAGUGUCGAUUGGGCCGCAACGCCACUGGGGCCUAUAAAAGACUGGCCUCCGACUUUAGAACAGACCUUCCACCAAAUACUCGCUGACAGUCGCCCAAUUGCCAUCUACUGGGGCACCAACUAUGUGACCCUCUACAACGAGGCAUUUAGUAAACUAUGCGGUUCCAAACAUCCGUCACUACUUGGAAUGACUGUGGAAAAUGCGUGGCAGGAAGCCGGCGAACAGCUGAAGGAUGCCAUGUCGCGUAUAGCACGGAAGGAAGACCCGACGAUCGAGGAUGAAUGGAGGUUCUUCAUCGAAAGGGAACCCGAGGUGGAAGGAGGUCCUCACUGGCUUGAAGAGACAUACUUGAAAUGGUCGCUCGUCCCUAUUCUCGAAAAGGAACGAUGCGUAGGAUUUAUACAUCCGGUUGGGGACACAACUAGUGUGCGAUUAUGGGAGCGGCGCAUGCAGAUGCUCGUUGAGCUUGGUGAGGACCUGCCUGCCGCACGCGAUGUGAAUGGUUACUGGAACAAGACACUUCAGGAACUUGCCGACGUCGAUCCUUGUUACGAUAUACCGCUUGCGAUUCUGUACAGCGUGGAGGCUUUUGAAGAGGGAAGUGCUAUGAAAAUCGGCAGCGAUGGUCCCACAAAGCAAUGCAGACUGGCCGGAGCUUUGGGAGUGCCAGAAGGCCAUCCGAUUGCUCAAACCGCGAUCAACCUUAGCACGAAUGAGCAUGCUCUAGCACCAGCGCUUAGGGAGGCCGUAACAGCACACCAGCCACUUCUUCUUCAGACCAAGGACGGCACGCUUCCGCAGGAGUAUCUCCGUGGUCUGCAGACGAGAGGUUUUAAAGAUGAUCCGUGCCGGGCUGUCGUGAUCAUGCCGAUUCGGCCGACAAAGAAGGAAGACGCAAUGGGGCUACUUCUUCUGGGUCUAAACCCAAGACGCCCUUACGACAACGACUAUCGUCAAUACAUACUACUCUUGAGUCAAAAACUUACCACUUCUCUGGCCUCCGUGGUCCUUCUUGAGGAGGAAGCACGAAGAGGACGCAAUGCGGCAGAGCAGGCUGCUUAUGAUCAAGCCAUGCUCAAAGAAAAGCUGGCCAUCCAAACAAAGGAAGCGAACGAGUCAAUAAAGAUGUUUGAGGCUCUUGUUGAGUUCGUUCCGGUCGGCAUGUGUUUCGGCGAUCCCCAAGGAAACAUAACCUUUGCGAACGACGCGUGGUACAAGAUGACAGGCUUCCCAGGGAAAUGCCCCAUCAGAAACAGUGGCUUCCUUGCCUGUGUCAAGGAAGAGGACCGCCAAAACAUUCUCACCGCACACGAGAAACUGAAGACGGAGCAUUACGUUGAAUACGAAUUCAGGGUAAAGCCAAAAAACCUCACGAACGUCACUCCAUCUCUAACCCGCAACUCUCCGAGCUUCGAGAAAGCAGGUCUGGAUCUCGUCCCUAUCGAUCAGUCUAAGGAACGCCAUAUUUUUGCCACGGCGAAAGCAGAGCGCGCCCCGGAUGGAAGCAUCAUACGGACCAUGACAUGCUUGACAGACGUUACGGCACACAAGCACGCUGCUGAAGAGGCGGUUCGACGAGCACAACAGGCUGAGAACCUCAAAAGAAUGGCCGAAUUCGCAACAGUUGGCAUGUACGAUAUGGACCUUGAGGGGCGCCUUCUGGGUGCCAACAAUGUUUUCUACGAAAUGUGCGGAUUGCCAAAAAUCGAUCCAACCGAGGUCACGAUUAGACCGUUAGAGACGUGCGUCUUAGCAGAGGAUGUGGGCUUGGUGACGAAGAAACUCAAGAAGAUGGUCGCCGAGGAUAAAGUUCAGAAUGUGGAAGUCAGACUCCGCACAACAUGGACUGCCGAUGACGGUGCGGGCCACAAGAUGGUUAUGCCGCGAUGGGUACAAGCGACGCUGAUGCCUGUACGAUCGGCCGAGGGUGUCAUACAAACCUUCACUGGUUGUCUGAGUGACGUUUCGUUACAAAAGUGGCAGUUGGAUAGGGAGAAACAACGGAAAGAGGAGGCAAUCGAGUCCAAGCGCCAGCAGGAGAACUUUAUCGACAUGACUUCCCAUGAGAUGCGCAACCCCCUGAGCGCUAUAAUACAUUGCGCAGACGCCAUCACAGCCACGCUCUCGCGCGUUCAGGAGCUUGUCGGUGGCGACCAUCAUGGGAGCGACAGCGAUGCGCGGAGCUAUGUGAGCGAAGGUACUGCAGACAACCAGCCAAACCACGAGCUUCGUGCAGAGGUUUGUGAGCUGUUGGACAACGGCAUCGACAGUGCAGAGACUAUAGUUGGGUGUGCUCAACAUCAGAAGCGCAUCGUUGAUGACAUUCUCACAAUGUCGAAGCUCGACUCCAAGUUGUUGGCUAUUACGCCCAUCACCGUGAACCCGGUUCAGAUGGUCAAGGAGGCGCUCAAGAUGUUCGAAGUCGAGGCUCGGAGAGUCGAUAUCAACCUAAGCAUGGUUGUUGACCAGUCAUAUUACGAUCUUGGCGUCAAAUACCUGGACUUCGAUCCGUCACGCCUGAAACAGGUUCUCAUCAAUCUACUGACCAAUGCUCUAAAGUUCACCAAGACUGGUCCAACCCGCAACGUCACCGUCGGGCUAAGUGCGAGCUUGACACGCCCAACCGAGGCCACCAGUUCGGUACAGUUUAUCCCAAGGUCCCAGGAGAGUCACGCCGAGGAUAGCGAUACAGCAAGCGUCCAUGACCGUGGAGAACCCAUGUUUCUCCUCUUUGAAGUCAAAGAUACAGGCCAGGGUCUGACAGAAGACGAGAAGAAGAGUCUCUUCCAGCGCUUCGUCCAGGCGUCCAGUCGUACCCAUAUCAAGUACGGAGGCUCGGGUCUUGGAUUGUUCAUCAGCCGUCGGCUCACGGAACUCCAGAACGGCGCCAUUGGAGUGGCCAGUCAACCGGGUGUCGGUAGCACCUUUGCUUUUUACAUUGAAGCCCAUCACCCCAGUGAGAGGUCUCUCCGUGAUGCUGAGGCGACGGCGGUGGCAGCAAAGGCUGUCAUGUCAGCAGACUUGAUGACCAAGGCUCCAAAUAUCCGCUCGAUGCGCCCCAGUAAUCCUCAUAGGGGUUCGACAUCGUCGCCGCGGCCAAGCCCUGUACCAUCCAGUCCUGUAGUUGAGCUUGGCGGAUUGGUAACACCGCCACCCCAGAUUCGUGGCAUCAUGGUUGUUGAGGACAACCUGAUCAACCAGCAGAUCACGCGACGUGGUCUCAGCAGUAUGGGAUUCACUGUUGAUGUAGCAAACCAUGGCCUGGAAUGUCUUGAUAAACUGCAGCGGACUGACCGCUAUGUGAGCGACCAGGGUUCUGGCACUGCCCUGCCCAUGAACGGCAGCAUCAAUAACAAAGGCGCCCUUCCCGCUCUGAAUGGGACCAUCAGCCCAUUGUCACCGCCAGUCAGUGGCAGUUUCCUGAAUCAAAGCCAAGCACCACCAGCAACGACAACAAUAGCCACACCAGCCACCAAGUUCCCCUUGUCAGUCAUCCUCAUGGACAUCGAGAUGCCCAUCCAGGAUGGGCUCACGUGCACGCGCAACAUUCGUGAGCUGGAACGCCAGGGCAAGAUAACGGGCGGGAGGUUACCAAUUAUAGCCGUCAGCGCCAACGCCCGCAUAGAACAAAUCCUCGAGGCCAAGGAGGCCGGAUGCGAUGACGUGCUGAUUAAGCCAUAUCGGAUGCCGGAACUGCUGGAGAAGAUGCGGAUCGUCAUGGGAACGGUUGCUAAUGCUAAUGCUGCUGCGGCGGCGGCGGCGGCUGCUGCUGCUGCUAGUGCUGGUCCUGGUGCUGGUCAGACAGGUUCAGCUUCAAGCUCGGCUGCUUCAGGGUCAGGAUCGCCAGGUGGAUUCGGCGGGCUCGGCGAGCCUGUUGUUCAAAGACAGAUACAGACAGGAGAGAAGGAACACAAACAGGAUAUAACAACGCAAGCACAGACAGGAAGUCAGAGCCAAAGCCAGCGGCAGCAAGGAAGCGAGGAGCAUAACAAGCAGGCAGCUGGGCAGUCACAGGCACAAGCACAGGCGCAGGCGCAGACACAAGCACAUACGCAGACGCAGACGCCGAAUCAAGGACUUUCACCCGAUGGCAAGCCGAUAGAAACCCCAUGGACCUCCCCCUCCCCCUCCCCAAAGCAAACAACACAAACCAAGGUGGAGUUGGUAUCGAUGCAGCAGCUGAGUCCGUGACUCGGUUUUCUCAGAUCAUCCGUAGCCUUGGGUCGACAUAAGUCAGCUAUUUGGUAGAUAGGGCUCGGACGGUUGGGGUGACAGCUUGGGAAGGGUUAGGCUCAAGCUUGGGCGUUUCAACUUGGGAGUUGGGAAGUUGGGAGUUGGAGAUGGGCGACUGACGGAAAGCUUGAAAUGUGCGUGGGUGUACGAGAAGGAAGAAAGGGAAAAUCGGUCGGCAUUGUUGUUGGUGUUAGUUGUUCGAACAAUUGCGGGGCCAGAGCCAGCUAGAGCCAUCCCGAGCCCGGAAAAGCAUAUUGUCAGUAUAGAUUUUAAGUCUGCUUUCUUGGUUUUGAUUAUGUUGCUGCGGUUGCUGUUGUCUGUUUGCUUUCGUGGUUCCGUCAUCUUCCGUAAGAGCGCGCCUUGUGUUCCUCCUCUUUGUUAUCGUCGUCGUCUAGCAUUGCUCUAGCAUUUAGAAACGGGUCCCCUGGUCUCGUUCGGCCGA
Molecule: messenger RNA, 6933 nt
Organism: Neurospora crassa OR74A
Lineage: Eukaryota; Fungi; Ascomycota; Sordariomycetes; Sordariales; Sordariaceae
Product: two-component system response regulator
Exons: 2
Coding region: 1554-6449 (1631 amino acids)
Biological process (GO): phosphorelay signal transduction system; phosphorylation
Molecular function (GO): phosphorelay sensor kinase activity
Source: RefSeq, a predicted model, not a curated record